ACUUUCCUGCUGGUAUAAAUGAGAUUUGCAGAUAAAUAGUGCGGAAGGCGGUGUUCUUUUUACUCGAAUAGCUUCUGGAUCUCUCGGACACUUCUUUGCACAAUGGCUGCUUUCAACGAACUCGUCGACGAAAUUACCUAUGGCUUAGGGGUUUACACAUGCUUCUACUCAUUCAUAGGACACGGGCCUUGCAGAAACAAAACUCACCAUCAAUUAGAUGCGCAGUCAAUACUUGACGCUAUCUCCGACGUACCUGAGGAACCAGUCAUUCGCCAAUGGCUUUGCGGUCAGCAUCAGAAUCUAGGCGUUAUCUACAUGCUACGCGAAAGGGUGCAACUUUGGAAAAUCGAUCAAGAGUAUACUGAUGCUUCUGGUGCUGAAGUACUGCCAUCGGUUGAGAACACAGACACUGCCACUAGUCAUCAUCCACGACGCCCUAGUCCCUCGCCAAUAAAAGCAAAUUCCGAUCACAACUUGUUGCAAUCGACCAGAGCAGAAUCAGAAAGAGUGUCACCACCGACUCGAUAUGUGAGCCGGAGUAGCAGACCAAAGCCCUCUCGUAGCUCUCUUGGCGCAUCUUUCAAAGACACGACAAGAACUCAAACGACGCUUGACCCCGGCACACCCCCUCGAAGAGCAAGAUCUACCAGUCAAACUAGCAUACCGCCAACGUCUCCAUUCUCACAAGGCUCUUCACUUAUUCCAAAUACCCAACCUGGGACGGCCAUAUUCCCCGGAUCACCAUCUCCAACCCUUCCACCACCUCCGAAUACAAGGGUAUACCAACUACCGCAAUCAUCGAGCCGCAAACGCCCCCGAUGGAACUCUACGACCAAUCCACCGAACUCGCAGCAGAAGGAAAACCCAUUUGAGAUACCACACGCUCAGUCGUCCGUCAGUGAACCGCACUUGCCAUUGCGAGAGAACACCACUCUCCCAACGGAGCGCUCAUCCCAUGGCGGGGAUUCAGAACAAUCGCAAAAUAGGUCUUCGAACAAGGGUCGGAGGGAGGUCUCAACCAUUCAAGGACCUUUGGACAUUCAGUCGUCAACGGUAAACGCCCUAACGAGACCGCGCACCACUGCACCACAACUGCCAGGAGGAUUUAACUUAUCCGACAGUGAGGCCGAGCCAAUAGAACGACCUCUUUCGGCAGCCGUCAAUGUCACUAUCACUAGGUCCGAUGUAGAGUCUAUCGAGACUGCCGCAGAGAUGAGCGACUUACCUAGCUCUACCAUUUUCAACGCAAUUCAAUCUGCUAGUGAUCGAUCAGAUGACGCCUCCGACUCCGAGGAAUCUAGACCUACAGAAUCCAGAGACGAUACCCCCGAAGUGGCCAGCAAUCUUACCCUCUCUCCUUUUACUCCCACCAAAAGGCCAAGAGGUAGACCACGGAAAGCCACAUCAACAGAAGCGCCUGUGACACCAAGCGAAAAGUCUCCUAAGCAACCAGCAGUCCCCAAGACCUUCAGCCCCCGCAUUAUCGACGACUACAUUAUAAGCACUCUCGGCAGACCCCUCCCCGCUCCCAAACCCGACAAAGGGUUCGUCUACAUCAUGCGCGAUCCGCUUAUUCCUGGGCUCUUUAAAAUUGGCAUGACAAAAGGCACCAUCACUGAUCGCCGCCGGGGCCUCGAAGCAAUCUGCAGGCGCCCCCUCGAUGUCGUGUACCUUGAUGAUGAAGGCGGCAGGGAGCAGCUUCCGAUUGCAAACUAUCAGCGCGCGGAGAAGCUAGUGCACGACGAGCUUGGUCAUUGUUUGAGGCCGUUUGUGUGCCCCGAAUGCGGGAGGAAACAUCGGGAGUGGUUUGAAGUGGACAAAGAAGUGGCGAAGCGCACGGUGAGGAGGUGGACUGAGUUUAUGAGGAAGCAGCCCUAUGACGGGCAAGGAUUGCUGGGUGUAAUGUGGAAUCGAAGGUUAGAUGCGAUGGCGAGACCAAAAAGUGGGGAGAAGUUGGAGGACUAUGAGAUUCGAGCGAAGAGAUGGAAUUCGUUCAUUUCGGCUGGCCAAAAGGACUUCAUCAAGGAUUAUAUGCGGAGGGCAUUUUUUGGAACCCUGAAGCCCCGGAAUGAGAGCUUGGCUUACAGGUUGGUACGCAUGAGAUGGCAGCUUUCGUGCUUGGUUCUCAGUUUCGCAAUGUUCUCCUUGAUGGUUCUUGGCAAACAAGCACCGAACAUUUUUCUUUUCGGCAUGGAUUUCUUCUUGUAUUCAUCCAUGGGUGUCCUCGUUUUGGCGGGGACAUGUUUGUUAUUCCACAAUCUCACGACCUGAAGGUAGUGAGUUCAUUAUGGUUCUCUAGUAUCGGAAUUUUCUUCUUCCUACCCAGUUCUCUCGGUGCAUAUAUAUUGCAGCCCACCCAGGCAUUCAUAAUAUUACCUGUAGCGGAAAUAUCAACCAUU
Mytilinidion resinicola is the source of this 2399-nucleotide messenger RNA. RefSeq names its product DUF1766-domain-containing protein. Gene Ontology annotation, biological process: regulation of DNA-templated transcription. NCBI's taxonomy places the organism in Eukaryota, Fungi, Ascomycota, Dothideomycetes, Mytilinidiales, Mytilinidiaceae. Bases 103 to 2271 code for a protein of 722 amino acids. The record is from RefSeq and is a predicted model, not a curated record. The transcript has a single exon.